Euleptes europaea (tarantolino) is the source of this 1435-nucleotide messenger RNA. RefSeq names its product glycine receptor alpha 1 (gene GLRA1). Gene Ontology annotation, molecular function: glycine binding; transmembrane signaling receptor activity; transmitter-gated monoatomic ion channel activity. Lineage: Eukaryota; Metazoa; Chordata; Lepidosauria; Squamata; Sphaerodactylidae. The record is from RefSeq and is a predicted model, not a curated record. The transcript is spliced from 9 exons. Gene Ontology annotation, biological process: regulation of membrane potential; nervous system process; chloride transmembrane transport. Gene Ontology annotation, cellular component: postsynaptic membrane; synapse; plasma membrane. Bases 46 to 1422 code for a protein of 458 amino acids.
UUAUUUUCCUGACUUGUGGACUACAAAUCCGUCUGAUCUGAAAAAAUGUGUAACCUCAAUGCACUUGGAGUCUACCUUUGGGAGACCAUAGUAUUCUUCAGCCUCGCCGCUUCCAAAGAAACUGGAGCAGCAGCCCGAUCCGCUCCUAAACUCAUGUCCCCUUCAGACUUCCUGGAUAAACUGAUGGGAAGGACAUCGGGAUAUGAUGCCAGAAUCAGGCCCAAUUUUAAAGGCCCUGCAGUGAAUGUCAGCUGCAACAUUUUCAUCAACAGUUUUGGGUCCAUUGCAGAAACUACUAUGGAUUACAGAGUGAAUAUUUUCUUGAGGCAGCAGUGGAAUGAUCCCCGGCUGGCUUACAACGAAUAUCCAGACGAUUCCUUGGAUUUGGACCCAUCCAUGUUGGAUUCCAUCUGGAAACCAGAUUUGUUUUUUGCUAAUGAGAAAGGAGCCCACUUUCAUGAGAUCACCACAGAUAACAAACUCUUACGUAUCGCCAGAAACGGCAACGUCCUAUACAGCAUCAGGAUCACCCUGACACUGGCUUGCCCCAUGGAUCUGAAGAACUUUCCCAUGGAUGUCCAGACGUGCAUCAUGCAGUUAGAGAGCUUUGGCUACACAAUGAACGAUCUGAUAUUUGAGUGGCAAGAGAACGGAGCCGUGCAGGUGGCUGAUGGGUUAACUUUGCCUCAGUUCAUCUUAAAGGAAGAAAAAGACUUGCGCUACUGCACUAAGCAUUACAAUACAGGCAAGUUCACCUGCAUAGAAGCCCGUUUCCAUCUGGAACGACAGAUGGGCUACUAUCUGAUCCAGAUGUACAUCCCCAGCCUACUGAUUGUAAUUCUCUCCUGGAUCUCCUUCUGGAUCAACAUGGAUGCUGCACCCGCUCGUGUUGGUCUGGGUAUCACUACUGUGCUCACUAUGACCACACAAAGCUCCGGUUCCCGAGCAUCCUUGCCCAAGGUGUCCUACGUAAAGGCCAUUGACAUCUGGAUGGCUGUGUGCCUGCUGUUUGUGUUCUCAGCUCUUCUGGAAUACGCUGCUGUCAACUUUGUGUCCCGGCAGCACAAAGAGCUGCUCAGGUUCAGGAGAAGGAGGCGGCACCAUAAGAGCCCUAUGUUCAAUAUAUUUCAGGAGGAUGAUUCUGGGGAAGGCAGGUUCAACUUCUCUGCCUACGGGAUGGGACCUGCCUGCCUACAAGCCAAGGACGGCAUCUCGGUGAAAGGAGCCAACAACAACAACACGGCAAACCCGGCCUCGCCUCCGUCAAAGUCUGCCGAUGAAAUGCGCAAGCUUUUCGUCCAGCGAGCCAAGAAGAUCGAUAAGAUCUCGCGGAUCGGCUUCCCCAUGGCUUUCCUCAUCUUCAACAUUUUCUACUGGAUUAUCUACAAGAUUGUCCGAAGGGAAGAUGUACACAACCAGUGAGGGAGGGGUCCGU